Cebus imitator (Panamanian white-faced capuchin) is the source of this 1940-nucleotide messenger RNA. Its product is annotated as gamma-taxilin-like. Gene Ontology annotation, molecular function: syntaxin binding. NCBI's taxonomy places the organism in Eukaryota, Metazoa, Chordata, Mammalia, Primates, Cebidae. The transcript is spliced from 10 exons. The record is from RefSeq and is a predicted model, not a curated record. Bases 136 to 1590 code for a protein of 484 amino acids. Gene Ontology annotation, biological process: regulation of cell cycle.
UUGGCAUGCAGCGAUUGGUCGCCAGAGUUUUAGGGUAAGGCAUUAGACCCACGAGCUUCCGUGAUGCUACUCUGCGGGGCUUGCUGCUGAAGUCACUUCGCCGUGAAGUAGGGGAAAGAGAUUGCGAAUAGCAUAAUGGAAGAAGCUGGAAUUUGUGGGCUAAGGGAGGAAGCAGGUGUGUUGUGUAACUCAGUAUCAAACGAUAUUCUUCAACAUCAACACUCAAACCAUGGUGGCACAGGUAAUAAACAUUUAUUGGAAGACAAAGAAGGUGACUUUAUAACACAGAACAGGGGUGGGGUGAGCCCAGCAUACUGCACACAAGAGUCAAGAAAGCGUCCUGAGCAAGAAGCAGUCCCUCCCUGUGGUCAACAAGAUUUGGAAUGCAACAUGAACAAAGAAAAAGUCUUAGGAAAAGAAGUUUUAUUAUUGAUGCAAGCCCUAAACAUUCUUUCAACUCCAGAGGAGAAGCUGGCAGCUCUCUGUAAGAAAUAUGCUGAUCUUCUGGAGGAAAGGAGGAAUGUUCAGAGACAAAUGAAAAUUCUUCAGAAAAAGCAAGCUCACAUUAUCAAAGAGAAAGUUCCUUUGCAGAGUGAACACAGCAAGACCCUCUUGGCAAGAAGCAAGCUAGAGUCACUUUGCAGGGAACUUCAGCGUCAAAAUAAGACAUUAAAGAAAGAAUAUAUGCAGCAGAGAAAAAAGGAGGAAGAAGGCCUUAAAGAAGCUACUGCACAUUUCCAAAUUACUUUAACUGAAAUUCAAGCCCAGCUGGAACAGCACGAAAUACACAAUGCCAAACUCCAGCAGGAGAACACUGAACUGGGAGAGAAACUGAACAAGCUCACAGACCAAUAUGCAUUGAGGGAAGAGCAAAUUAAUAAAGCACUUAAACAUAAGGAAUUACAACAACAGUGUGUGGAUGCCAGACUUCGACAAACAGCAGAGCUGAUAAAAGAAGCUGAUGAAAGAUAUCAGAGAGAGAGAGAGUUUUUAUUAAAAGAAGCAACAGAAUCGAGGCACAAAUAUGAAGAAAUGAAACAACAAGAAGUACAGCUGAAAGAGCAGCUUUUCAUUUAUAUGGAUAAGUUUGAAGAAUUCCAGACUACCAUGGCAAAAACCAAUGAACUCUUUACAGCCUUCAAGCAGGAAACUGAAAAGCUGACAAAGAAAAUUAAAAAACUGGAAAAAGAAAUGGUAAUGUGGUGUACCAAAUGGGAAAAUAAUAAUAAAAUACUUCUGCAAAUGGCUGAAGAGAAAACUAUUAAUGAUAAAAAUUAUAUGAUCUUUCAAAUAAAAUUGGAGCGGUUAGAGAAGCUGUACAAGGCUCUUCAAAUAGAAAGGAAUGAGCUCAGUGAGAAAGUAGAAGUUCUGAAAGGGCAGGUCUCUGUGAAAGUAGCAGAUGUAGAUUUAGCAGUGCCUGUCAUGCAUUCCUGUGCUGCCCUGGAUUCUUCCAUUGUGCUGAACACUUCCUCUAGAAGAGCCCCAGGAGUCCACUUGGAGGCUGACCCCAAAGGAAUGAAUGAACUGAAAUGCUACCCAAAAGUUCUUUCCACAGGAUCUCUUCUAGGUGUUGAUUUAGAUGAAGUAUGAUUAUUGUACUGAUGGAUAUAUUUUGUGAACACAUUUCUCUGUUACUUUUAACUGUUUGUUUGGUAAUGAAAAUGUCCUCUACUUUUUCUAUUAUAUCUGUAUUUUUUUAGAACUAGUAGACAAUGUGGUACAGAAAGCUGCUUUCCAAACUGUUGUGCAUCAGCCUCAUUUUCCACCUUUGUUGGAAUGCAAAUUUUCAUUGCCUUGUCCUUUCAGUGUCUAUGUUUGUAUAUUCAUUACCUUAAAUUAUCUGAAUUUGAGGCUUUUUUGUAAUGAUUUCCUCAUGUUUAAUCAAAUACUAAUUUAAACUCUGUAGCCCAUAAUUUAUAUGUAAAAAAAUUAAAUGCUGA